AAACUUUGUUGGAAUUAAUUUUUCCAUAGGUUUCACUUCAUCUUAAUACGCUAGCAAUAUAGUUCUGCCAAAUAGGUUAUAAUACAAUUCAUUUUCAGUACUAGUUUUUAUAUUUUAGCCAUUCUGCAAUGUCUAAGUCAACGUUGUUGGUAGUUCUGCCUUUUUCUCACCCAGCCAUGUCUUAAGACAGGCUAAUUGCUCUGGUGUAAAAACAUUGUAGUAAAAAACAAACAAACAAACUUGCAACUGAAGAAGUACCCAGAUAUAAUGGCUGACUCUUUUUUUUCUCCUCCUUUAAUGGAUUCAUAAGAAAAUUUAUCCCUUACCAUUUGGCAAUUUCCCAAAGCAGUAUGUCUAUGGAGAUUCCAGUUGUCCAGGUCAUAGUUGUCCCAAAGAUGCUUUUUUUGCCUCUUGAAAAAAAAGUAUCUUUGGGAUGCCAAAGCAGUAGUUAGAAAGCUAUAAAGUAUAAUAUAAAUCAGUAGCUUUUCCUGUUCUGUUUAAAAAUUUCAAAGUUACUCUAUACCAAUGUUUAUAAAUAAGAAAUAGUGUUGUUACAGUAAGAGUGUAUUUGGAAUUUCAAGAGUAAUUUUGUGAUUGAUGCACUCACAGAAUGGCUAAUAUACUAAAUUUUCCUUUUAACAAAGUGGCUACAAUCUAGUAGAAACUUUGUGGGGCCAAGAAGAAUAGUUCCAAAUAAAUAUGAUGCUAAAAGAAAGAUUAAAUAUGUGCAGGGAGAUCUUUUUACUUGUCCAGAAACAGAUUCCUUGGCUCACUGUAUUAGUGAGGAUUGUCACAUGAGUGCUGGCAUAGCUGCUAUUUUUAAGAAGAAGUUUGGUGGUGUUCAGGAACUUUUGAAUCAACACAAGAAGACUGGAGAUGUGGCUAUUCUGAAGAGAGAAACUAGAUACAUAUAUUACUUGAUCUCAAAAAACAAAUAUUUUCAUAAACCUACAUAUGACAACUUAGGAAAGAGUUUAGAAGCUAUGAAAAUCCAUUGUCUGAAAAAUGCAGUAACUCACAUUUCUAUGCCAAAGAUUGGUUGUGGACUUGACCGUCUGGACUGGAAGAAAGUUUCAACAAUGCUGGAAGAAGUAUUUGAAGAUACUAAUAUUCAUAUUACAGUUUAUACUCUUUAAUUCCUAGUAGAAUUGUCUGUUCUGUUUGUUGUUAUAUCCUUGUAUCAGUAUCUUACCUGGCAUAUGCUGAUAGUGUUAUCUUAAUUCCAGUGUUCACAAUUCUUUAAGUCCUCUUCUGCUCUACUCAAAUUUAAAAAAAAAGUCAAAAUGUACAUUCUAGUGUUCAGAUACUUUGUGUAUCUAUCUCCUAUUUAGCAAUUGGAAGAUGUUAUUUUAAGAAAAACACUCAACAAAACUGAUUUUUUUUUUAUCUAGAUUGGCAAUCGUGGAAAAGAUUGGAAUAGGAUGGAAAAUUAUGUUUAAAUGUUUACCAAAAAUAAGAUGUUCACGUAUAUAAAUAAAAGACCUUUUCCAAAUAUGAGUGUUAUGUAUUUAUGUUUUUGAAAUACUGCAGUAUAUCAGUUGUACAUGAAACAUUAUUCGUGUCCACCCAGGUCCAUUGUUGAAAUGUAUGGAGGUGCUAUGUAAACAUUCCACGAACAAGUUUAUACACCUCAUAGAAUGCCGGAUCAGAUUUGCUUAGGUUGUGUCUUUAACAGAGUACAUAUUGCUAAAAUAGUAAAUGAGUGAUAGAUAAAUUAAUGUAGUGUGAAUAUGAAGGCAAUUUUUGACUAUCUCCAGGCCAAAUUUAUAAUAAAAAUGGAUAAUGGAAUAAAAAUCCUAUUUUAAAUCU
Messenger RNA from Notechis scutatus (mainland tiger snake), 1809 nucleotides. NCBI's taxonomy places the organism in Eukaryota, Metazoa, Chordata, Lepidosauria, Squamata, Elapidae. The record is from RefSeq and is a predicted model, not a curated record.